This is a messenger RNA of Ascochyta rabiei, 240 nucleotides long. RefSeq lists its product as uncharacterized. Bases 1 to 240 code for a protein of 79 amino acids. Gene Ontology annotation, molecular function: transmembrane transporter activity. Gene Ontology annotation, biological process: transmembrane transport. NCBI's taxonomy places the organism in Eukaryota, Fungi, Ascomycota, Dothideomycetes, Pleosporales, Didymellaceae. The transcript has 2 exons. The record is from RefSeq and is a predicted model, not a curated record.
AUGUCUGCUGCGACACCGUCGGUCGUUCCGAGCAUCAGCCCAGUGAGGCUGCACACUAUCAUUGCCGGACUGUGGUUUUGCCUCUUCAUCUCAGCUUUAGACAAGACGAUCGUCACAACUGCGCUGAUCAAGAUAUCGAGCGGCUUCAAUGCGCUGGAGCAAGCAGCAUGGCUGGUCACCACCUAUCUCCUCAUAUACAACAGCUUCCUGAUUAUCACGGCGAAAUUCAGCGAUGUAUGA